AUGCGCAACGCCACUUCUACAGUCCGCGCUAGCAAUCACCAAACUCUGCCUCCGACCGAGAUUCUCUGCGACCCAACACCGUUUGCUACCCGCACCAUGGCCGCAACAUCAGCGAGCACGAUGGCAGAACCAGAUCGACUAUCGGCGCUGCCGACGGAGUUGCUCGUCAAAAUCCUCUCACGUCUGUCUCCGGCCGCAGUCUGCCAGUACCGAACUCUCAGCAGCGCUAUCAAGGCCGUCAUCGACAUCAACGCCACAGCCGUCGCGCUUCUGACGACAAGAGAUCACCAAGGGCGUCUCGCAAAUGAUCAUGACAUGCUCGUAAAUAUCGGAGACGGCGUGUCCAUUGAGGACGUGUUCAGCCGAUUUAUCGGAUACUACGGCCUCGACCCAAUGACCGCUCCAGGAUCAUCCGUCCUAAUGAAGACAAUCUUACACUACAUGCAGCCCGGAGACGUGGACUCUGACCUGCGCACUGCCAUACAGGUACGAACAGCCAUCCAAGUUGCGUCUCGGGGAUCAGAAGAUCCCGUUAUCUUUGAUCAAGAGGUCCGGGACAUAUACCAACCAGUUAUGGCCAAGAUUGAUGAAGCUCUUGGAAGAGACAAUUACAUUCACCUCAUGGACGCCGUCGCCGCUAUCACGAAGUCCUCAACUUAUUCAUGUCAAACAAGCGAGCGUCCCUUGAAGCCACGGUAUUGGCUCGCCAGAGAUUCCGACUCCAGCAUCUCGGGUUCCAAGCAGCGCCUGCCGCUCAGCCAAGCUCAGAUCCAAGUCCUCACAGAAGCGCUCGGUAUUGCCUACUUGCCGCCGACCGGUCACUACGAGUAUUGCAUGAAGUGCGAGCGGACGUUCGACUUGAUCUCCGAGAUCGACACCACGAUGGCGGACCUCCCACCAGGCGCCAUCCUCGUGCCGGGCGCAAUCAUGAAGCACGACACAGCACCACAAUCCGCGACUGCCACAACCACACCGAAGCCCGACCGACUGUCCACCUUACCACCUGAGCUCCUGGUGAACAUCUUCUCCUGGCUGCCGAUCAAGGAGACCUGCAGGUCCGUCAGGCGCGUUACCAGGGCCAUCAAAGCUCUUGUCAAUGAGAAUGAGGCAGCCAUUGCAAGACCGUCUAUCGCGUUUCACCAGCGACGUCUCGGUUGGCAAGUUGAUCUGCUGGUCAACACCGGAAGUGUCCCGCUCAGUGAGGUGAUCAGGCGUUAUCUUGACCACUACGGUACUAUCGACAGCUUGGAGACUCGGAAACGUGUCCUGCGCAGACUGUGCAUCAACCAUAUCACAACGAAAUAUCAGCAUGUUGCACUCAGCCGUGACACUCUGCAGGCUUUGAACAACGCAAUAUGUCGGCCUGUGCACAACCUUCUGGAAUAUGCCGCACAAAACUGUCCGUUCCUUGAGGAGGUGGGGAAUUUGCAGACCACGCGACACAACUUCGAUCUGUUCGCCAGAACAGUCAACGACGACAGCCUUCAUGACGCAAUGCCGUCGAUUAUAGCCGUCUUAAAAGCUCACUAUUCUUCGCCGAAUCCGCCGCACAUCAUGGGAUACUCGAACUACCGCCUCUCGAGCUACCCAAGGUUCGAAGAAGACCACGAGCGUCCACCGCUGUCGAACUCGUGGCAGCUUAAGUGGCUGGAGAACUGGCUCGGCGUGACACCCGUGACGUGGAAGUGCUGCUUCGAGUACUGCGUGCACAGUCACAGGAUGCUUCUCCUGGUCAUGUAUCUCUGUGAGACUUUCGAGAAGACGAACGUGGAGCCGACGGCGUUCCAGAAGGCUGCUGUACUGGAGGACAUGUAUGUAUGGUGA
This is a messenger RNA of Saxophila tyrrhenica, 1824 nucleotides long. RefSeq lists its product as uncharacterized. The record is from RefSeq and is a predicted model, not a curated record. Lineage: Eukaryota; Fungi; Ascomycota; Dothideomycetes; Mycosphaerellales; Extremaceae. The transcript has 2 exons. Gene Ontology annotation, molecular function: protein binding. Bases 1 to 1824 code for a protein of 607 amino acids.